UCACACUCUCCUUCCUCUUGCUUCUUAAUUUCACCAUGGCAGACCCUUGCUUCAAUCUCAUCACUGGAUCUUUCAACUUCAUGCCUCUUAAUCCUCAUUACACGGCUUUCACUUCUUACCCAAACAACCACUUGUUCAACACCAAAUCAUCCAUUCCUUUUGCCCAGCCUCAAAAAGAAGCACCUUCCCUUGUAGAAUAUUUACGCCCUAUAAGACAACAAGAAGACCACCUCGAGUCCUCGAGUAGUUCCAUGGAAGAGGACAGGAACAUGAAAAAGGAUGAUGAGAACCUCUUUUUUAGUACUGCAGAUGGUAAUGAUAAGCCAGUGUCUGUAGUUCUGCGCAUAGGCCUCCCUAACCCUAGUUCUAAUCUGCAGAGAGUACUCGGGGUUUCCCCAUCUGCAAAUGGGCCAGAUAAGGAAGAUAUUAGUGCAGUUUCAGGGUACCCCUUGGAGAAACUAAACAAGGAUCAGUAUUGGAUUCCUACACCUUCCCAGAUUCUCAUUGGUCCAAGUCAAUUUUCAUGUCCUCUUUGCUUCAAGACCUUUAACAGAUACAACAACUUGCAGAUGCACAUGUGGGGACAUGGAUCUCAGUACAGAAAAGGACCCGACUCUUUAAGAGGAACCCAACCAACAGGAAUGCUAAGACUUCGAUGUUAUUGUUAUGCACAAGGUUGCAAACACAAUAUUGAUCAUCCAAGAGCAAGACCACUCAAAGAUUUUAGGACUCUCCAAACACACUACAAAAGAAAGCAUGGAAUCAAACCCUUCAUGUGUAGAAAAUGUGGCAAGUCAUUUGCAGUGAAAGGUGACUGGAGAACACAUGAAAAGAACUGUGGGAAAAUAUGGUAUUGCAUUUGUGGGUCCGAUUUUAAGCACAAGAGGUCUCUAAAAGACCACAUUAAGGCCUUUGGCCAUGGCCAUGCAGCUUUUGGCAUUGAUUGCUUUGAAGAAGAGGAUGAACUGGCAUCUGAAAGCGAACAUGAUUGUGAAUCCUCUAUGUAAUCAAUAGGAUUUAAUUUAGGAGAAUCCUCCCAUGCACCUUUAUGACUAUAUCCUUAGCUUAAACUUUAUAUUUCUCA
Messenger RNA from Populus euphratica (Euphrates poplar), 1084 nucleotides. Its product is annotated as zinc finger protein WIP2-like. NCBI's taxonomy places the organism in Eukaryota, Viridiplantae, Streptophyta, Magnoliopsida, Malpighiales, Salicaceae. The coding region runs from base 36 to 1007 and encodes 323 amino acids. Gene Ontology annotation, molecular function: DNA-binding transcription factor activity. The record is from RefSeq and is a predicted model, not a curated record. Gene Ontology annotation, cellular component: nucleus. Gene Ontology annotation, biological process: regulation of gene expression; anatomical structure development. The transcript is spliced from 2 exons.